Blastocystis hominis is the source of this 2400-nucleotide messenger RNA. RefSeq lists its product as hypothetical. The coding region runs from base 1 to 2400 and encodes 799 amino acids. The transcript is spliced from 3 exons. NCBI's taxonomy places the organism in Eukaryota, Bigyra, Opalinata, Blastocystidae. The record is from RefSeq and is a predicted model, not a curated record.
AUGAACAUUACUGAGCAUUAUGCGUUCUUUGGCUCCUGGGCUCGACAACUGAGCAAUGCUCCCAUUUCAAUGAUUUGCACGCCGAACGAUCAGCAUCUUACGAUCCAGCUUUAUGGAAUCACACCAUCUGCGCACGUUCAUGUGUUGCUCAAGUCGUUCUACGAGAGUUUGAUGCUAGGCAAUCACAUUCGAGAUCUGAACAAUCCUUCCUAUGCGCGAAUUAAGCUAGAUCCCGUUUCUUCUCUCAUCGUGAAUGAUCGUGAACUUCCAGAAGAGUACGACUACAUCCAGGGACGAAAGCGAGCGAAUCGAACACUGCCUGGCAACAUGCUGCCUCCUCCUGGAUUGCUGAUAAAUCCAAUCAAAGUGGAUGAAACGACGACGAAAGCGAAGGAGGCAUCGGCCGGAACGAACUUUGCAGAAAAGCAUGAAGAAUGUCAAGGAGCCUACGUUUCCAAGACACGAGAUGAGUUGGAUGUUGUUCCAAAGGAUAUGAAGCAGCGCGAUAGUCGUGAGACGAUCCGUUUGUUUUCUCGUUUGCUGCCGAACAUCCAAAUGGUAGAUGGAAAAGCAGAAAUCGAUCUGAGUGAUUACAAGGAGAAUGGAUGCGAGGUUGAAGUGGUUGCAGUGGAUGAAGGUCGCUUCUUGGACACUGUGUUGUUCUAUUCUGGGAGCGAGGAUGACCGUGUUUCACUGAUGGUUCAGCAGCAAGAGCUGGAGGAAUCGCUGGAUCCCUCGAAGAAUUACACAGAGGAGAAGCAGAUAUCGGUAGUAACGGCGGAGGAACCGUUGUCGAUUGAUAGCAAGUCAGAGAUGCAAGUGUUGGCGUCUCUAGAGGAUGACAGCAUGAACGAGAAGAAAAAGAUGCGAUUGUACAGCAAAUACAACUGCUCGGAAGUGAAUGUCUUCAUCUAUUUCCGUGACCGUCCCUUCUUUGACGCAUAUCUCGCUUCUUCUCUGCAAUUGAAGGUCGAGAAAUCAUUUUUGGAUCGCGCUUUGCUGGCCAGUCGAGUUUCUGAAGAAGAAGGCGCAACAAUCGAACUUGGGAUGAAGAAUAAUGCUGCGCACAAUCCUCUUUCUCGCUUUGCGUUCGCCUCCAUUUUCCAAAGUGCGAUGAAUCUGAAGAGUUGGAAUGCGCCGCCUUCUGUGCUUCCACUUGAGGUAGAAAAAGAAGUUCUAAGUGACUUUAUUCUUCGUCCUAUGGAAGAGUUAUAUCGACCAAAGCCAAUGCUUUAUGGAGCUAGAAAACCAAAGAUGUGUGUGAGGUCUACUGAUUCUAAUUUUGGACCAAGAAUAAUGGGAUUUGGAGCUUGUAAUGGAGGCAUGGACUCUGAGUGUAUGUCUGAUGCAGUCUAUUAUUGUUCUAUGCCAAUGCCUCCUCCGAUGGCCGUUCCACGAAUGUGUCGAAUGGAUGCCAUGCCAUCUCAUCGAUUCAUUGCUCAGUCGGCUGAUCGAAUGGAAGACAUUGGCACUUACAAAAAGAAGAAGAGUGUAGAACAUCACUACGAACGAUUAGAGAAAACGAAGGAGUAUCAAGAGGGAUACUAUUACCAAAGCACUGAAAUGUUUUCUCCUGUGAGUCUUGUUCCCAAUUCAGCGUUUUGGGCGUCCUUUUCCCAUCAUUUGCGCAGCGGCUCGUCUUUUCCCUUCCUCUCCAAAGACUUCAUUCUCUGCACUCACUCUGGUUCGGAAGUAUUAUUCUGCCUGUCUGUGCUGGGGAUUCAGAGUGAAGAAGCCGCCUAUCACCUACAGAAAUCGCAGUUAGUCACGAACUCGCCCGUGUUCGUGUUCCACAUAAUGCUGAAGGAGGGAACAAAGCCUGCGGAUUGUCCUCUCAUGGUGCUGACCAAGUACAUCGAUAACAGCAAUCACUGGAAGACAGUGAACGGGAAGAAAGUGGAGCGUUUCAUGGAAACCAACGAGUUCGUCGCGGGAGUUUCGUACACCUGCAUGAUUGUCAUUACGAAUGUGGCUCCCAUCCAGCAAGUCGUGGAGGUCAUGUAUCAGAUUCCGCGGGGAUCGUACCCUCUAUCCAAUCUCAAGUCUUUGGUGAACGAGGUGAAGACAAUCGAUGCCUUCAGCACCUGCACGUUGAGUUAUUCGUUCUAUUUCCCGAAGGUUAGAGACUUUGAGCAUCUUCCAGCGCACAUCAUCGAUUCAACAAAGGCGACCAUCCUCGCUGUCGCGUCUCCUUCCUUCACGACGCUCCACUGCGUGAAGGAGGCGAAGACGCUCGAUGUCACUUCGUGGAAAGAUGUGGCACUCAACGCUUCGGAGGACGUUCUGUUUGAUUCCAUUCGAUCACAUGAUGUGCAGGAGCUGGAAUGGAAGUAUGUGCUGGGCAGACUGUCCAAUGCUUCGUUCUUUACGAAGCUGGUUGCCGAGCUGAGUAGAAUUUGA